AGAUGGACGAAUCGCCGGAUGGGAGCAACGCAAAAGCCAAAGCCAAAACGCAGUUUCUUCGUCGUCGUCUUCACCCACUUCCCCUUCGGUUUUUAGAGAGAGAGAGAGAGCGAAACGCACAGCGCAGGGAAAAAAGAACCGAAACUAUUCGCGUUUUGAAAAACCCGUCACAAACUCACUCACUUGCAGCAACAUCAAAGAGAGAGAGAGAGAGAGAACCAAACGCGCGUUUUAACUCUCUCUCUUACUCUUCUCGUGUUUCUCUCUGUGAUCCUGCAUGGUUAGAUCCUUCAACGCCCAUUCCUCUUCUCGGAGAUCUUCCAUUCACGUCCCAAUCUUUCGUCUUCUUCGCCUCGCAGGGGUGCUGAAUAUGUAUGAAAGGAAUAUUUGUUGGAUGUGAAGUGAAAACCGUAAUUCACUUGCAUAGAUGAAGACAGCAAAAGAAUGGCGCCCAGGCAUGGGCGAUGUGCAGAUCUUGCCUGGGUCUCGUCAUCGUCCCCCAAUGAAGAAGCCUAUGUGGAUUAUUUUCUUGGUUUUAUUUGUGUGCGUGUUUCUAAUAUUUGCUUAUAUCUACCCGCCGAAAAGCAGUUCAACUUGCUACAUCUUCUCAAAUGGAAGGUGCCAGUCAAUUGCUGAUUGGCUUCCACCUGUUCCUGCAAGGGAAUAUACAGAUGAUGAGAUUGCAUCACGUGCUGUUAUUAGAGAUAUUUUGAAUGCACCACCAAUUCGUUCAAAGAAUCCAAAAGUUGCCUUCAUGUUUUUGACUCCUGGUUCUCUACCAUUUGAAAAAUUGUGGGAUAAAUUUUUCCAAGGACAUGAAGGGAAAUUCUCUGUUUAUGUGCAUGCAUCUAGGACUAAACCAGUUCAUGUGAGCCGAUAUUUUGUUAAUCGGGAUAUACGCAGUGAUCAGGUGGUGUGGGGUAAAAUAUCUAUGGUUGAUGCAGAACGGCGACUGUUGGCAAAUGCUUUACAAGAUCCUGAUAACCAGCAAUUUGUUUUACUUUCUGAUAGCUGUGUGCCGUUGUAUACUUUUGACUAUAUUUUUGAUUAUCUGAUGUAUACAAAUAUCAGCUUCGUCGACUGCUUUAAGGAUCCUGGUCCUCAUGGCAAUGGCAGGUAUUCAGAACGGAUGUUACCUGAAGUUGAGAUGAAGGACUUUAGAAAGGGUGCACAGUGGUUUUCACUGAAGCGGCAACAUGCUAUUAUAGUUAUGGCUGACAAUCUGUAUUACUCAAAAUUUCGGGCUUACUGUCAGCCUGGUUUGGAUGGGAAAAAUUGCAUUGCAGAUGAGCAUUACUUACCUACCUUCUUCCAGAUUGUUGAUCCUGGUGGAAUUUCGAACUGGUCAGUAACUCAUGUUGACUGGUCUGAGAGAAAAUGGCAUCCAAAAUCAUAUAGGGUCCAGGAUGUUACGUCUGAGCUUUUGAAGAAUAUUACGUCCAUUGAUGUUAGUGUGCACGUCACCAGUGAUGAGAAGAGACAAGUACAAAAGUGGCCUUGCUUAUGGAAUGGGUUUCAGAAGCCAUGUUAUCUAUUUGCUAGGAAAUUCACUCCUGGAACACUGGACGGUUUGUUGCAACUUUUUUCUAAUUACUCAUCACCUUAAGCCAGUGAAUUUUGAUCGAUUCUUUGGUCGGAUCAGUUGUUGCUUUCGGCCCCUCUUGGUUUCUCAUAUGGCAAGAGUUGUAAAUUACAUAAUCAUUGAUACUACGGAGUGCAAGGUCUACACUGGCAUCGCAGUUAGGGUGGCCUAAUGUAUUAUGUUGGAUAGGAGGCUAACGAUUUAGUGUUGGUUCCGUAGGGAAUGGGAUCAAUAGCUCGACUCAUCUCCCCACUUUUUACAUUUUUGGUUAUUAAAGGUUUCUGAUUACACGACAAAUUUUGGGGGAAUCGUUUCAAUCCAUUUUGUGGUUCGUCUUUGUAAAACUUGCAAAUGCAUAUUGUUUAGUUGAAAAUACAAAUGUUACCUGUUCUCAAGAAAUUCAUGGUUUACUGCUUGAUGCAAUCUUCCUAGCCUCCUGUUGCGGCUGAUGCAUUUAAAUGUGGGGUUUGAUACCACGAGGAUAUGUAAUUUUAAUUUUGAAACUGUAUUUUAUGGAUUUAUAUAGCAGCAGUAGUUUUUAUUUACUAGUUUUUGUACUUAUUCAGUGAACCAAGAAAUUGAUAAUUACAUGUUUUGGCUUGCGGA
This is a messenger RNA of Cajanus cajan (pigeon pea), 2188 nucleotides long. RefSeq names its product glycosyltransferase BC10. Gene Ontology annotation, molecular function: glycosyltransferase activity. The record is from RefSeq and is a predicted model, not a curated record. Gene Ontology annotation, cellular component: membrane. NCBI's taxonomy places the organism in Eukaryota, Viridiplantae, Streptophyta, Magnoliopsida, Fabales, Fabaceae.